Messenger RNA from Linepithema humile (Argentine ant), 2172 nucleotides. Its product is annotated as bifunctional purine biosynthesis protein ATIC. Gene Ontology annotation, biological process: 'de novo' IMP biosynthetic process. Gene Ontology annotation, cellular component: cytosol. The record is from RefSeq and is a predicted model, not a curated record. NCBI's taxonomy places the organism in Eukaryota, Metazoa, Arthropoda, Insecta, Hymenoptera, Formicidae. Gene Ontology annotation, molecular function: phosphoribosylaminoimidazolecarboxamide formyltransferase activity; IMP cyclohydrolase activity.
CCCACUAGAGAUGUGUUAGUACGUUAUAACUUCCGAUAUAAUACACGCUCUUUCGUAGAGCAUUCUUAUUGCCUUUGAGAAGCGUUCAAGAGAUAUUUGGCUCAGUUUCAUUAAAGGAGGCAAGCUUGUGUGUCACUCUAUAUUUUGUCCAGACUUAACGCUUGACAAUGCCGGCAAAUAAAUUAGCUAUCUUAAGUGUGUCUGAUAAAACCAAUUUGUUACAAUUGGCAAAAAAAUUGCACGAAUUUGGAUACACAUUAAUUGCUUCUGGAGGUACCGCACAGGCCUUGAGAGAUGCUAAUCUAUCUGUACGAGAUGUUUCUGAAAUUACUGGGGCACCUGAGAUGCUUGGUGGACGUGUAAAAACUCUUCAUCCUGCUAUUCAUGCUGGUAUUCUUGCCAGAUUGACCGACUCUGAUGCUGAAGAUCUGAAAAAACAGAAUUAUGAUCUUAUUCAAGUAGUAGUUUGCAACUUGUAUCCCUUCGUGAACACCGUGUCGAAACCAGAUGUGAAAGCCGAGGAUGCGAUAGAGAACAUCGAUAUUGGUGGUGUAACUCUGUUACGUGCUGCUGCCAAAAAUCACAACAGAGUCACAGUUGUCUGCGACCCCAAUGAUUACGAUAAGGUCAUCAAAGAGAUGGACACCGCUGCUGAUAAGAAUACCUCCCUGCAAACAAGACAAACUUUAGCUCUGAAAGCGUUCACUCACACUGCUGAGUACGACAACGCUAUCUCUGAUUACUUCCGUAAACAGUACAGCGCCGGAGUGUCGCAGCUCACCCUUCGCUACGGCAUGAAUCCGCAUCAGAAGUCCGCGCAAAUAUUCACCAUAUUAGAGAAGCUGCCGUUGACGGUGCUGAACGGAUCGCCUGGCUUCAUCAAUCUGUGCGACGCGUUGAACGGUUACCAGUUGGUGAAAGAACUGAAGACCGCCCUAAACUUGCCGGCGGCGACUUCCUUCAAACACGUCAGUCCGGCGGGCGCCGCGGUUGGCGUUCCCUUGGACAGCGCGCAAGCGAAGGUGUGCCAUGUGCUCGAUCUGCACGAUCAGCUUACGCCUUUGGCGACCGCUUACGCUCGUGCUCGUGGCGCCGAUCGAAUGUCCAGCUUCGGCGACUUCGUCGCACUGUCCGAGCCAUGCGACGUUAUUACGGCGAAGCUCAUAUCGAGGGAGGUCUCGGACGGCAUUAUCGCCCCUGGCUACUCGCAGGAAGCCCUUGAGUUGCUGAAGAAGAAGAAGAACGGCGGAUACACUGUGCUCCAAAUCGAUCCAUCCUACGUGCCGUCUCCGAUGGAGCGUAAGAUUCUGUACGGUCUGGUAAUGGAGCAGAAUCGCAACGACGCCGUUGUCGACAAGUCGAUGUUUGACAACAUCGUAACGACGAAGUCGACAACUCUGUCGGGAGAUGCCAUCCGCGAUCUGAUCGUGGCUACUAUCGCUGUAAAGUAUACGCAGAGCAAUUCAGUCUGUUAUGCGAGGGACGGACAAGUGAUCGGCUCCGGCGCUGGACAGCAGUCUAGAAUUCAUUGCACAAGACUCGCUGGGGAUAAAGCCGAUAACUGGUGGCUUCGCCAGCAUCCAAAAGUGUUAAACAUGAAAUUUAAGAAAGGCGUGAAGAGAGCACAGAUCUCCAACGCCAUCGACAAUUACGUCAAUGGGUCGAUAGGAAAGGAUAUGGACGAAGCUGCGUGGGCCGCCUUGUACGAAAAUGUUCCUGAAAAACUGUCGGAAAGCGAUAAAAUUGAAUGGAUUAAGAAGUUGGAUAACGUUUGUCUGAGCAGCGAUGCCUUCUUCCCGUUCAGAGACAAUGUCGAUAGAGCUAGACUUAGUGGUGUCAAGUACAUCGCGAGUCCUGCUGGCUCUACAAACGAUACAGAAGUAAUUGAAGCUUGCGACGAUCACGAAAUAGUGCUGGUUCAUACUAACGUUCGAUUGUUCCAUCAUUAAAUCUAAGAUAUAUUUGUUCACUGUUGCUAUUUUUAUACCCAAGCGACAGACUUUUGCUAAUGUUAAGUCAUUUCAAUCCAAACGAUUAAUAGAAUAUUUUUAUACAUUUUUUUAAUGUUUAAUAUCUAUUGAAUUUUGCAAACAGCUAUGUAAGAUGUUGUUCAUAAACGUUUACGUAAUGUUAAUGUGCAUUAUUGCACAAUAAUAAAUCAAAACAUUCCGC